GGCCCCCCGGGCGUUCCUCUUUGCCCCUUCCCUUCCGCCUGCUGCCAGUGGCCUCGCGCUGCCAGCUGCAGCAGCUGUACCCUCCCAGAGUGGACCCUUGGGGGCUUUUGGGGGCCCCCAGUUUGGGGUCCCCGGGAGGCCCCCGGGGGGCCCCCCUGAGGGCUGAAGAGGCCCAGGAACUCCUCGCAGAUUACUUUUCUGUGCCCCGCGUGUUGGCCGUGGGAGACAUCUUUGCAGUACCCAGGGGGCCCCUCACUUACGGGGCCCCCUGCUGCACUUCGGGCUGCAGCAAGGGGGCCCCCCAGUACCCUGGGGGCCCCCCUGCUGGCUGCCCCUGCUGCCUCUCGCUGCACGAAGUAGAACAUGCUGAGGCCUUUGGCCUGGGGGCCCCCCGCUGUGCCUUUUUGUCUUCUCGAGUUCUUUGCAAAGCGAGCAAAAACCCGGACUUGGGGCCCCUCUUCGUUUGGGGCCCCCGGGGGCCCCCGGGGGCCCCCGCAGCGCAGCAAGACGGCGCAGCAGCAGCCACCUGGGGGGCCCCCGAGCGGCCCCCCAGGGGCCCCGCAGCCCCAGGGGGGGCCCCCCUGUCCCCCCCGCAGCUGACGCAAAGGCUGGGGAGGGGGGGCCCCUGCAGCAAUAGGGGGCCCCCCCUCUGCCACUGGGGCCCCUCAGACCCUGUUUUUGGCUGCGGCGGCGCAGAGUCCCUUCACCAAGUAGCCAUGGUCUUCAGAGUGGCAGCUUUGGAGGGCCUGGGGGGCCCCCAGGGGCCCCCCUUAGGGGCCCCUAAAGGGGCCCCCCAAGGGGCCCCCUUGGGGGCCCCUGCAGGGGCCUCCUCCUUGGGGGCCCCUGCAGGGGCUCCCGGCGGGGCCCCCCGGGGCCCCUCCCUGGGGGGCCCCCCCGAGGGGCCCCCAGGGGGGCCCCCCUCCCCUUUUCAGUGCAGAGUUGUAGUGAAAGGAGGGACAGAUUUGCUGCUGCAGGAGGCCCCAGGGCGGGGGGCCCCCCCCCCUUAUAUGAUGUUCCACGUCCUCAGGAGGGGCCCCCUCCCGGUGCUGCCGUCUUUGCGGGGCCCCCUGGACAGGCUACUGCGCUACGCCGUCACGCGGCUGCGCCUUGCUGCUGCUGCUGGAGACAGAGGCAGCGCCUUGCUUUGUGGGGCCGAGGGGUAA
This is a messenger RNA of Eimeria tenella, 1163 nucleotides long. RefSeq lists its product as uncharacterized. The transcript has 3 exons. NCBI's taxonomy places the organism in Eukaryota, Apicomplexa, Conoidasida, Eucoccidiorida, Eimeriidae. The annotation marks the transcript as partial. The record is from RefSeq and is a predicted model, not a curated record.